Solanum tuberosum (potato) is the source of this 558-nucleotide messenger RNA. Its product is annotated as zinc finger protein ZAT8-like. Lineage: Eukaryota; Viridiplantae; Streptophyta; Magnoliopsida; Solanales; Solanaceae. The transcript has a single exon. The coding region runs from base 1 to 558 and encodes 185 amino acids. The record is from RefSeq and is a predicted model, not a curated record.
AUGGACAUGAAGUUGAAGAAAAGCAAAGAAGACGAAGAAUCUGUGGAGAAAUUCGCAAUGGCGAAUUGUGUGGAUAUAAUGAGGAGGAACGAGUCGUUAGGACGACCUAAACUCUUCAAGUGCAAGAAAUGUAAGAAACGAUUUGAAUCAUUUCAAGCACUUGGCGGGCACAUGACAAGUCACAAAAAUAGGCUGAAUAAGCUUACCACGAUGAGUACUAACGGUGAAUUAUUGCCUGUUAAUCUAAAAAAACAUGAAUGCUCCAUUUGUGGUAAAGAUUUUGCAAUUGGACAAGCGUUGGGAGGACAUAUGAGAAAACAUCGAGAUGAAUUGAAUCAACUCGAGCAUAAGAAGAAGCAGAAAUUGGACGAAAAUUUGAUCAAGAGUACUGGUGAACUUUCAGAAGCUCUUUACGACAAGACGAAAUUGGACGAGACUUCACAAACUGAUGAACUUGUAAAAGCUCUUCAUGAAAAGACGAGUUUGGAUAGUACUAGAAGAACUUUGACUUUGGAUUUGAAUUUGACAACAGAUGAGAAUGAGUUGAGCACGGGGUAA